Molecule: messenger RNA, 1196 nt
Organism: Aspergillus sclerotioniger CBS 115572
Lineage: Eukaryota; Fungi; Ascomycota; Eurotiomycetes; Eurotiales; Aspergillaceae
Product: ribosome-recycling factor
Exons: 2
Coding region: 215-1033 (272 amino acids)
Biological process (GO): translation
Cellular component (GO): mitochondrion
Molecular function (GO): ribosomal large subunit binding
Source: RefSeq, a predicted model, not a curated record
AGCGCCUCCCGUUUAGAGCUAUGCAGUGUACCCGGGAGGCGUCUGUAGCACCCGAGGACUUUUUUAUUCCGCGAUUAUCCGUCCAACUUUCUGAAACGAUCACUACGGAGUCAGUCGUGAGCAAUACUACAUCUAUAUUGCCGCUGUCACCUCCAACGAUACCCUAUAUAACGCCGUCGACCAAAAGGGGCUCGAAGGGCGCAGAGAACGAGACAUGCAGUGCUAUCCAGCGGUUACCCGCUUCCGCUGUUGGCCUGUACUUCAUGGGUUUCGUCCCAAUCUUUUCUCCGAGCAUCAAAUUCCGCGCUGGUCGCAGUACCGGCCAGUAGCUCUACAUAAGAACAGAAGGUUUUCCACUUCACCCUUCUUAUACAAGAAGAAGAAGAAGGAGAAAACGAGAGCCCUCACUGGUACAGAUUCUGGGAAGCUGUUGUCAAAAGCCGGAGUGCCGUCCGAAGAUCCUCAUGACUUUUCACAGCUGCAUGAUGGUAUAGCAGCUGCACUGUCUCGACUCAGAGACGACCUCUCCAAGUUGCGUGUGGGGGGUCGGUUCAAUACUGGAUCGAUCGAGAAUCUCCGCGUACAGCUGAGCAAAGGUAGCAAGGAAACGGUGAGGUUGGGUGACCUGGCCCAAGUAGUUCCCAAGAGUGGACGGAUUGUGACUAUCUUAGCCUCCGAAGACGAUCAUGUGAAACCGAUCACUUCAUCAAUCAUUUCUUCCAAUCUUUCCCUAAAUCCUCAGCCUGACCCCCAUAACGGUCUUCAGCUCAACAUUACGAUCCCCCCACCCACUAAAGAAUCUCGGGACCAGACGAUCACUAUUGCGAAGGCGGCAAUGGAAAAAGCAGCAGGUGCCGUUCGUGACUCACGGGGUGCUGUCCAUAAACGUCUUCAGGACCUGCAAAAAAAGAAGAUUGUUAGACCGGGUGAUGUUCGGAAAGCGCAGGAACAGAUGGAAAAGCUUACAGAAAAAGGACAAAAGGAUCUAAAGGAAUUAUUUCAGGCUACAAGGAAGGCCAUGGAACGGGUGUAGUGAAGGGAGAGGGUUGCCGAAUUUUGUAGCACAGAGCAUACUUUGAGUUAUCUAUCAAUCAGUGUCAUAGACAUGGGUUUUGUACAUGAAAUCAAUCGGCAUAUUCAUGCGGACCAUUGACCAAGAAUAUGGGAGAAAGCCAAGCGCAAAAUGACAUGAAAGA